UUAAAGAAAUCAAUGCUCCAACUAUUACCCCACCUCUCAAUCAGCCCAAAAGAUCAAAAAAGCGCCAUGCAAAUUUAACGUUGGAUAAAAUGAUGGAAAAAUUCCUGCAGCAGAGCGUGGAUACAGAAGAGAAAUUUUACAGAUAUGAAGAGCAAAGGCUCAAAAUUGAGGACAAGCGUCGGGAAGCUGAGCAUGCUCGAGAGCUUCAGAUGUUACAGAUGUUGGGACAGAUGUUGGCAGGAAUUUCCUCCACGGUAUCACAAAGGUCACAAUCUAUACCAGCGAGUCCACCUCAGAGAGCGAACCAUCGUUCGUAUGGGGAUAACUUUAAUUAUAAUGCUAUGACAGCAGCACUUUCUCCACCGAUAGUUAUAGAGAGAUCUUUCUCACUGCACAGAACACACUCUCUAAAGGAUAUGGAGAAUAUUUUUCAACUGGUGCGCAAUGUUAUCCCUCCUCUAACAGGGAAAAGGCAUAAAGGUCAAGAUGGACGUAUAGGCAUUGUUGGAGGAUGUCAAGAAUACACUGGAGCACCGUAUUUUGCUGCAAUUACAGCUCUCAAAGUGGGUGCAGAUUUAUCCCAUGUGUUUUGUACCAAAGAUGCAGCAACAGUAAUCAAAUCAUAUAGUCCAGAGCUGAUUGUUCAUCCAGUUCUUGAUAGUCCCAAUGCUGUCCAUGAGGUGGAAAAAUGGUUACCACGACUGCACUCAGUUGUCAUAGGACCUGGCUUAGGUAGAGAUGAAGUUCUUCUUGAGAACACUAAGGGUAUUAUAGAAAAAUCGAAAGUGAAAGGAAUUCCUAUCAUUAUUGAUGCUGACGGACUGUGGCUCAUUUCCCAACAGCCUUCUCUUAUUCAAGGCUACCAGCGAGCUAUUCUUACUCCAAACUACAUGGAGUUUAGUAGACUUUAUGAAGCCAUGUACUCGUAUGCAGUCACGAAGGAAGCAGCCGGCGAUGUGGUGGACAGGGGGACCUCCUUUCUGGUUCUCUUGGAGUCUUAGCGCACUGGGCAUUUCUUGCUGGAGCAGAAAAAACAAAUGGUCAAAAUCCCUUUCUAGUGGCUGCAUUUGGAGCUUGCUCUCUUACAAGGCAGUCUAACCACCAAGCCUUUCAAAAAUUUGGACGUUCAAUGACUGCCUCUGACAUGGUUUCAGAAGUUGGAACAGCUUUUAGCAAACUUUUUGAAACCUGAAGCCAAAGCAGCAGAGAAGAAGAAAAGGAAGAACAAUGACUGCAAGAGUAAUUACAUUUACCGUAGAAUUUACAUAAGUAAUGCACCCUUUCAAGUGCUGUAGCAGCAUUGGUAUGCUAGGUAGAUUUUUUUUUUUAUUUUUAAGAAUAGAAAAAUAUGAUUAAUGUAGAUAUUUUUUAAGAGUUUGGAAUACAAAAAUGUUUUGGCUGAAAUAAGCUGUAGUUGCAGAUCUGUUAUAAUAUAAUAAAACUAAACUGAAAGUAUUCCUCUGUUCUUUUUGAUAGUUAUUGAGCAAUAACUAAAGUGUGAACAGCAAAAAAAAAAAAAUAAAAUGCACUUGAUACUUAGAUAAAAUUCUUCCACCAGCUCAACUGAAUUUCUUGGAUUGCACCAAGGUUGUCGUAUUUUCAUUCUUAGACCCUCUGUCUAGAAUUAGCUAUUGCACUUCAUUUUUUGCCAUGCUAGUAUAUUAAGAAGCAAAAAGUAAGCCUCUUUGGAAAGGGAAUGCAUGAGAGUUGCUGUAGAUUUUGAAUGUAUUUAGUUGCCUUUUCCCAUUCCUGGUCCCAGAGGCAGCGCUGAUUUUAACAAGACACCCCUUCCUCCAAGGUGGUGGUGUUUUUUGGUUGUGUUUUUUGUUUUUUUUUUUUUGUAAAAGGUUCCCCCAUUGCAGAAAAUAAGGAUAUACUGUAGAUAGCUUAGCAUUAAAGAGUAAUUACACUUACCUGAAAAAAAAUUUCUAUUCCUUUAGCUGACCUUGACUUUAGGCCUCAGUAUGAUGAAUUUUGUGAAAUUAUCAUUUGGAGAGAUACUAGGCAGGGUAAGAAACUUAGUGAUACCUAACCAAACUUGUCAAAUUAGCAGUGAUCAUGGAAGAGUUAAGUGUUUUAAAACUCAAAUUGCCUGCUGAGUUAGAGAAGAUCAGCAUACAGAGCCAUAGGUGGCUAGCUGUUAACCAGCAGGAAUAUAAACUGCAGGAACAAAAGGCAGCCAACAGCACGUACCUGUACCCUCUUCGUACACUGCAAGGCAAAGGCAGGCAUAGAAAUAUGGUGGUUGGUCUUUGAGCUCCCAGUGCAGCACCUGGCUUUAGGAGCUUUUCCCUUGAUCCUUAGCAAGACAGACAGGACUUCUGCUGUUAGGGCCAUACCCGUCUGUCUUCUUGGCAGGACAGGUGAGUGCUGGGUUCAGCAGGGAAGUGGUGUGGUAUUUUGCACAGUAUCAUUUCUUAAAUUGUUGGAAAUUCAGUCAGAGUUUGUAGGGAUUGAACUGUUGCAGAGAGAGGGGCAAGUUCAUGCAAAGUGCAUUUAAGUGGGUACUGCCUUUAAACCUACAAUGUAGCUCCAAGUGUAUAUACUCAUUAAAGCGCAGGAACAGCAUAUAGUGUGAUACAGUAGAUGUUAGUUAUUGCAGGGACUCUUUCCCAGUGAUUGAGCUCUAGACUGGAAUAUGGCAUCAUGCAUAUACCAGUCAGGGUGCAUUCUUGUACCUUGCAAUAGCUGCCCACAGAAAGCACCUGCAAU
Athene cunicularia (burrowing owl) is the source of this 2712-nucleotide messenger RNA. RefSeq names its product NAD(P)HX dehydratase (gene NAXD). Gene Ontology annotation, molecular function: ATP-dependent NAD(P)H-hydrate dehydratase activity. The coding region runs from base 90 to 1001 and encodes 303 amino acids. The record is from RefSeq and is a predicted model, not a curated record. The transcript is spliced from 9 exons. Lineage: Eukaryota; Metazoa; Chordata; Aves; Strigiformes; Strigidae. Gene Ontology annotation, biological process: metabolite repair.